Rotaria socialis is the source of this 1431-nucleotide messenger RNA. The record is from the annotation of a GenBank genome assembly. Lineage: Eukaryota; Metazoa; Rotifera; Eurotatoria; Philodinida; Philodinidae.
AUGGAAACAUACGAUGAAAUAAGUUUUGAUACUGAUUUAGAUGAUGAUGAUGAUGAAACAGAUCAAACGCGUGAUUGUAUCCUUCCACGUUUAUCAUUUGACGCAAAACUAAUAGCACAUCGAAGUAAUCGUUUGAAUCAAACAUUUGGCCAAAUAAGUGUACCAUUUCAAUCCUCGGCAGAAAUUCAAGCGCAUGAUGAUAUUCUCGUUCCUAUACGCUGCAAAAGUUCAUAUAAUCAUGCAGGAAGAAGGCGUAUGUACGAAAAGAGUUGUCAUAUGCUUGAUUCAACAAUGGAUGGGCAAUUAUGUAGUCUUCUUGCCUACGAGAAUAUAGCUGUUGUUAAUCGAUCACUGAGUUUUAACGAUAUCCGUGCAUUUUCAACUGCUAUUGAAGCAAAUCUUGAAGGCUUGACAUUAAGUUCUGUUGGUCUAACAUCACGGUCAAUUGAUAUGCUUUGUCAAGGAUUACCAAAAUGUGUUCAUUUGAAUCUGUUGGAUUUGUCAUGGAAUAAAAUCAAUAAGCAAAGUUUUGAAAUAUUAGCUGAUACAAUUAAUCAUUUACCAUUAUUAAUUUACUUAUCUUUGUCUAAUUGUGGUAUUCGAGAUUCAUAUGGUCGACCCAUUGGCGAAAUAUGUCGCCAUAAAAGAUUAAUGGAUAUUAAUUUAAAUGGAAAUGAAUUUGAAGAAAUGGCAUGCAUAUUUAUUGGCAAUGCGCUAACAGAUAAUACGAGUUUAAAAGAUUUAAAUAUAAGUUGGAAUUUUAUUCGAAGUUAUGCUACAAUUGCUUUAUUGCGAGGAUUUGAAACGAAUAGAACUCUAACAAGUUUUGAUAUAUCAUGGAGUAAUCUUGGUUACGAUGGAAGUGUUGCGCUUCGUCGAGUGUUAAUUGUUAAUCAAAUUUUACUACAUUUAAAUAUAAGUAAUUGCAAUAUCAAUUGGACAAGUGCAAAAUUGAUUAGUGAAGCGACAAAAGUAGAUUCAAUGCGUAAGAUUAUUGAACAUAUUGAUGAAAGACAUUGGCGUACAUUAGAUUAUUUUCGAAUAUUGAAUUCUAACAAGACACUUGAAGAACGAAAACCAACGACUGCUGAGAAUAAUUCACAGAAACUUGAAGCCGAAGGUCAAAAUGAUACAAUAGAAAAGUUUCAGCAAUAUCUUACCGAUCGACUAGUUCAACCUUUUACAUUUAAAAAUUUAAGUACUGUAAUUAAUCAACAACGAGUACGUGAUCGAUUACUGAAAGCGCGUCAAGAAAAACAAGAAAAAGAUCUGAAAAACCGAAAUAAAAGAAUUUUAGAAACUGUUAAUGAAUAUUUUCCAGAAAUCGAAAUCCUUAGUAAACAAGAAAAACAUAAAGAAGCUCUCGAAAAAUUAUCAAAACCUCGAAUUAGUAAUAUCAAUGAACAAAUAAAAUUUAUUCAAUCUAAAUGA